Exaiptasia diaphana is the source of this 780-nucleotide messenger RNA. Its product is annotated as E3 ubiquitin-protein ligase HUWE1-like. NCBI's taxonomy places the organism in Eukaryota, Metazoa, Cnidaria, Anthozoa, Actiniaria, Aiptasiidae. Gene Ontology annotation, biological process: positive regulation of protein catabolic process; proteasome-mediated ubiquitin-dependent protein catabolic process; protein polyubiquitination. Gene Ontology annotation, molecular function: ubiquitin-protein transferase activity. The transcript has a single exon. The annotation marks the transcript as partial. The record is from RefSeq and is a predicted model, not a curated record.
UUUCCUUUACCAGAAACCCAUCGCACCGUACUAAAUCAAAUUCUACGGCAAACUAACGUGCACCUCUCAGAUGGUCCCUUUGCUGUCCUGGUUGACCACACACGGGUAUUGGACUUCGACGUUAAACGACGGUUUUUCCGACAAGAACUCGAACGCGCCGACGAGGGAAUCCGAAGGGACGAUCUGCCGGUUCAUCUCCGACGAGAUCACGUAUUCGAAGACUCUUACCGAGAAUUACAUCGUAGAAAUUCCGAAGAGUGGAAGUCUAGAUUCUACAUUGUCUUUGAGGGCGAAGAGGGACAAGAUGCUGGUGGGCUUUUACGAGAAUGGUACCUUAUCAUGUCUCGUGAAAUGUUCAACCCUAAUUACGCUCUUUUCACUACCUCUCCUGGGGACCGUGUGACGUAUCAGCCGAAUCCCAGCUCCCAUUGCAACUCGAAUCAUUUGAGUUACUUUAAGUUUGUUGGACGCGUUGUUUCGAAGGCAAUUUACGACAAUAAGCUKCUGGAAUGUUUCUUUACUCGAUCGUUUUACAAGCAUAUCCUUGGUAAACCUGUGCAUUUUACGGACCURGAGUCUUUUGAUUAUUCGUUCUACCAAGGUUUGCAGUACUUAUUGGAAAACGAUGUGCAAAUGCUUGGAAUGGACUUGACUUUUAGCACUGAUGUAAGUAUAUUCAAAAUUUUACAAUUGAUCGAUCAUAGCUUUUUAGGGUUSAUCGAUUUUUGUUUUGACCGUCUUAGAUAUAUCGCAAGUCUUGCAGUUGUGAUGGUCGUGUUG